Prorocentrum cordatum is the source of this 680-nucleotide messenger RNA. Lineage: Eukaryota; Dinophyceae; Prorocentrales; Prorocentraceae. The record is from the annotation of a GenBank genome assembly.
AUGGGCUUCAGGCCCGACAGCCUCCUCUCGACCCUGCCGCCUGGCGCCGUGCACGCUGCUGUUGGCAACAGCAUGGCGGUGUCGUCCGUGGGCAGGGCCCUCUGCCCGUUGAUGCGAGUCAUGGGGAUGUACGAGUGGGCGGAGUGGCAGCUUCCCAAAAGGGUCAGUGCGGGCGCCAGCCCAGCAGCCGAGCAGCCACCAGCUCAGCAGCCGCGAGCAGAGCAGCCGAGCAGCCACCAGCUCAGCAGCCACCAGUUUACCAGCCGAGCAGCCACCAGCUCACCAGCCGAGCAGCCACCAGCCAAGCAGCCACCAGCCGAGCAGCCACCAGCAGGGCGCCACCAGCCAGCAGCCACCAGCCGAGCAGCCGCCAGCUCUGCCUCAGCAGCCGUGCAGCCACCAGACAUCAGCGACGCAGCCUCCGACGUGUCCGAGGCGCCGCUCGACGAGAACCAGUUGCCGCCCGACAUGGCUGUCAGCUUCUACAGGCGCCAAGAUGCCUGGAGCUGGAGUGGCAAGGUGCAGGGCCCGCACCUCUCCGUCAGCGUGACGGUCCCGGCGGCGGCGGCUGGGGUGACGGUGAACGUUUUCAACAGCGGCGGCGCAGCGCCUCCGCCGCCGCCUGGCAAGCGGCAGAUGGCGCUCUCCGAGUUCGAUGGUUGGGCGCUGAAGAAGUCGCG